Mytilus trossulus (common blue mussel) is the source of this 3121-nucleotide messenger RNA. RefSeq names its product prolactin-releasing peptide receptor-like. The coding region runs from base 299 to 1549 and encodes 416 amino acids. Gene Ontology annotation, molecular function: neuropeptide Y receptor activity. NCBI's taxonomy places the organism in Eukaryota, Metazoa, Mollusca, Bivalvia, Mytilida, Mytilidae. The record is from RefSeq and is a predicted model, not a curated record. Gene Ontology annotation, cellular component: plasma membrane. The transcript has 3 exons. Gene Ontology annotation, biological process: neuropeptide signaling pathway.
UUUCGUCAUAUUUAAUGAAACGCAUGCUGUCAACAGAAAAGCUACCAUUACAAGGAAGCCUCGCAAUCAAUACAUGUGCUAGUAUAUUAAGACUGUUUAUCACAAAAAAUCACAAUAAGAAUCAAAAUACGCGUCGAAAAUGACAUAAACGGAUGCGUUAUCCAAAUUCCUGUCUGUUUUAGCUAAUAGUAUUAUUAAUCGGAGCAGAAGACGUUUUCAAUAAGGAAUAUUCUGGAUUAAGAUUAACCCUGAAUGAUGCUUUAAAAUGCAACAUUUCUGGUAAAACACAAUACUAGAAAUGGCUUUAGUGGACGCUGAAGAAACGUACAUAGAACUGAUCUUUAAGUUCUUCCAAGACAACAAUGAAACAGAUAAUGUAGAUUUUACCAGACCCCAUGUUCGACCGUCACUUCGGUAUGUAUAUCCCAUGUUUAUGUUCCUCCAUGCGUUAAUUGGCAUCGCUGGAUUUGUUGGAAAUAUUGGAAUUCUGUUUAUCAUUGGAAAACACCGUUUAUACCGUGACCAAACACAUUUCUUUUUGGGCAACAUAGCCUUUGCAGACAUCAUAAAAUGUGUUGUUGUACUACCAAUAACACUCGCCAAUCUGCUCAUUCAUAAUUGGAUCUUUGGAAGUUUUCUUUGUUUCUUUCUGCCUAUGAUUCAAUGCUUUCCAAUACAUGCUUCCAUGUUGACAUAUUUAAUGAUAGCCAUUGACAGAUAUCGCUUUAUUGUUACACCAUUUAAGACGAGAGCACCUGCUGGACUAUGCAUCAUCGGUGUCUGGGUUGCAGCUGUAUGCGUCGUUUUGCCUUAUGCGGUUUAUAUCAAAUUUAUAGAUCUCGGUGCUAUAUUAGGAUAUCGUUUUGAAGGAGUUGGAAUUUGUUACGUUAACCAAGAACGACAUAUUGAAGAAUACAUCCGAGCCAUGUUUGUAACAAUGUAUGCUAUGCCAUUAGCUGUAAUUGGGUUUCUCUGCGUCAAAGUUUCUGCAGAACUCAAAAUGUUAGAAACUCGUCCAAUGUAUAGCGUGCAUUAUUCCUCCAAUACAAAUUCAUCACAAGUCACAUGGCCAGAACAAAAUGGUAAUGUGAAGACUGAUUCAUCAACUGCAAGUAACGAAUAUAAACCCAAACACACCUAUCAAGGAAACAAUAAUCAAGACACCGAUGACGAUAUUGAUGUUGACAAAGAAAAGAGAACUCAGAACUAUAUCAUAACCAUGGUAACGUUAUUUGCCAUGUGCUGGUGUCCUCUCAAUAUUCUUAUCCUGGUGCAAUAUUUCGUUCACGAGAAUGGGGACAACACCGGUCAUUUUGAUAUAACUUACAUAACAUUUACGUGGUUUGGAUUUCUGUCAACAUGUACAAAUCCCGUAUUGUUCGCAUCAUGCCAUAUGUCAGAUUCCACCAAAGAUCGAUUGAAAGGUUACUUCCGUUUUAGCACAAAAAGAAAACAAAAGCCAACACGACGUGGGAAACCAGACCAAAGAGAGAGUUUCGAAUUUGAACAUCGCGUUGAAAGUAGACCUAGACGUGUUGAUAGUGUAUAAUACUUGUCAAAUACAGGACGGGUUGGAAAUGUCUAAUUUGUAUUCUGCAUAGUAAGCUAGUCUAUUGUUAUCUACAUGCGAACAGUUGAUUUUUCAUUAAAUCUAACAAAUUGUAUACAUGUGAGAGACACGGGGUUAUGAAAAAUACGAGUUAAAGAAAAUGUUAUCAAUGUGGGUUUUAUGUUGAACAUAGAAAAAUUUAGAAACAAACGCUAUAGGUCAGAUUUUUAGAACAAUACGAACACCACAAAAACGGAUGUAUUCCGUUUAAGUCUUGUGGUCUGGAAAAGCAAGUUUAUUUGUUCUAUAACUCGACAAGUGACAUUUGUCUUAUUACUCCAAUUCUUUCCGAUAUAAAUUUAUAGCAGGAUUGUUUUACCCUAUCAUAAAUUAUCCCGUUGCAUUCCCAAUAACACAAUGUACCUAAAACAUUUACAAUAAUUACAAGAUACUGUAUAUAGAGAUGAUCUAAAGUCUCCAACCGAGAUAGUCUAGUGAGUUUCCUUUCUGACGUAAACCAUUGAAUUGAAAUGUUUUUGACGAAGAAUAAUCCGCCUGCAUUGAUGUGAUAUCUAAUUCGAUAUAAAAAUAAACAUAACGGUGCCUCAUAUUAAUCUUUUUUUUAAUAUCAAAUAUAUCUAUAUAUGAAGUAUGUAUAUAAAAUCAAUAAUAUCUAUUUCAAAUAUAUGUUAUUUUAGUAUUGUAUCAGGAAGAAUAUUGUAAUUUGCUAAUUUUGUGAAAAGUAAUUAUGGUCUGAUGUCAUAAAAGAUUUAUUCAGUAUGCGCUGAUAAAUUACACAUUAGAAAGCUGUUUUAAGCUUGACACUAGAAAGGGAAGUCGAAUUUAUAACUGCACUGCAGUGAUGCUAUCAGCAUAAAUUAUUGAAGGAAAAAAAGGCUAUUGUUACUAGUAAUUGUUUGUUCGGUCACCACAAAGAAUAAUUUAUCACCAGGGAUAAAUGAUAAUCUAGCGACCAAACUUGCUCAAUAGUAUUUUGUUUUGUAAUUUCUAUCAUUCAUUAUUCAACAUAAAACUGAUUCCACAAAAUUUGAGCUGUUUACUAUACUGAAAGACUGCUUUUUUAUGUCGGGUUGUCAGAAGUAAUUAAUAUUGCACUUGAAUUUUGAAUUUGUUAGGAAUUAUAUUUGGCAGUUUUAUUUUUGUAACCUGUAAGACAGCUGCGUAUCAACUGUAAUGUAAUGCCGUUAUCAUAAGUUUGAAAUAUAUAUGAAUAGUGUUUAUUGUGAUUCAAAUAUAGCAAAUAUGGAAGAUAUUUGCUCGUAUGAUUGGCUGAACAAUAUGGGUAACCUAGUUACCAAUUAAAUUCUAUUUAUUUUUAAUAAAAAAAAAAUGUUUACAUCGGAACUUUUCAGAAAUGUUUUACAAAUUGACAGAGUGGUAGUAAGUUGAAGGCGAGUUAUUAACCAUGAUUAACGAAAGAUAACAUGGAAAAUAUUUCAAGCGGAGCUGAUAAUAAACAAAAAGAGCUGGGUUAUUUUAAUGCUAAAUGAGGACCAUUAUGUAGUUUUGUUUUUUAGCCUAUUUUAAUUUUCUUUAUAAAGAUUCUACCAC